CCCCCGAGAGCCGCCCGGAAGUGGCCGCCGGAAGGCCCAAGGGACCGGUCCGCACGUUGCUCUCAGCACUGGGGCGAGGGAAGCCUCGGGUGAGGGAACUGAAGCACAGAGAACUGAAGCCACGCUGUGUCUCUUGUCCGAUUAAAGCAGAGUCCGGAACCGAGGAAGCAGGGGAGAGCCCAAGACUCCAGAAUUCGCAUCCAGUGUACCAGAUCGGAACAGACCCUGUAGUGGCUUGCUGCUUCCUAUCACCACACCAAAUGCUGUCCAAGUCGGUGAUCAUGGAUUACUUUGCCCAGCCAGGAUCGCUCAGCCUGGUGGCUGGGGUUGCCUGUGGCAUGUGCUUGGGCUGGGGCCUCCGAGUUUGCUUGGGGACCAAACCCCCGAGCCCUGCCAACAAGAUAAGCCCAGAGACCACGACCGAAGCAAACAUCAUGGGGGAGAGCGGGGAAUUUAAGAUGAUCCUCGUGGUCCGCAACGACCUGAAGAUGGGAAAGGGGAAGGCGGCCGCCCAGUGCGCUCACGCGGCCGUCUCCGCCUACAAGCAGCUCCAGAGGAGAAACCCGGGGUUGCUCAAAGAGUGGGAAUAUUGCGGCCAGCCUAAAGUGGUAGUCAAGGCUCCGGACGAGGAGACGCUGGCUGAACUAUUAACUCACGCCAAAUUGCUGGGGCUGACUGUGAGUUUAAUCCAGGAUGCCGGCCGUACUCAAAUAGAAGCGGGAUCCAAGACUGUCCUGGGAAUCGGCCCGGGUCCCGCAGACUUGAUCGACAAAGUAACUGGUCACUUAAAGCUUUACUGAGCUGGAUUUUUGACGGUGGUGACAACUCAUGGAGGGAUGGGGGAGGGUGGGUCCCACCUGUAAUAUUCUAACAAUAAAAGCCAAACUGCCUCUUUUUCUUACCCAAACGAUUCUCAA
Molecule: messenger RNA, 917 nt
Organism: Ornithorhynchus anatinus (platypus)
Lineage: Eukaryota; Metazoa; Chordata; Mammalia; Monotremata; Ornithorhynchidae
Gene: PTRH2
Product: peptidyl-tRNA hydrolase 2
Exons: 4
Coding region: 261-800 (179 amino acids)
Biological process (GO): positive regulation of anoikis; negative regulation of anoikis
Cellular component (GO): mitochondrion; cytosol
Molecular function (GO): peptidyl-tRNA hydrolase activity
Source: RefSeq, a predicted model, not a curated record